Messenger RNA from Naegleria gruberi, 993 nucleotides. RefSeq lists its product as uncharacterized. Gene Ontology annotation, cellular component: cytosol; peroxisomal matrix. The coding region runs from base 1 to 993 and encodes 330 amino acids. The record is from RefSeq and is a predicted model, not a curated record. Gene Ontology annotation, molecular function: protein binding. Gene Ontology annotation, biological process: protein import into peroxisome matrix. The transcript has 3 exons. Lineage: Eukaryota; Heterolobosea; Eutetramitea; Acrasida; Naegleriidae.
AUGCUUCGAUUGGAGACUGAGUUUAUUUGUUCCGAUUUAAAAUUUUCAAAGUUUGAUGAGAAGGGUUUGAUAGGAAUAACUUCCGAUACAUUUGAAACUAAAUAUGUUGGUCAAUUAAAUUAUUGGAGAUUAUCAAGUGUUGGACAAUUAGAUGAAAUUCAAAGUGUAGGAUUGGAUACUGGUGGUGUUUGUGUUUCGGAAACUUCUCAUUAUGAUUCUUUUUUAAUUACUGGCCACACAGAUCCAAUUUUAAGAUUAUGGACUUUGAAUGAAUUGAGAAAACCAAUCAAAAGAUAUACACAUCACAAUAUGAGUGUAGAGGAUGUUAGUGUGUCGCCAUUUAAUGGAAAUGAAUUUGUUUCAUGCAGUAAAGAUAGCAGUUUUGCAAUUUGGGAUAUUGCUGAGAGUGAGCCAAUCUUUUCCGCAAACAAUGAAUCUUCAUUUCCAAUGUUAGGUGUCACUUAUCAUUCUCAAAACCCAAGUCUUUUAUUGGCAGCACCUCUAGAUACAAGAAUUGAGCUAUGGGAUAGACAAGAACAAAAAAAGCUCUAUACAAUUACACCACCAGAUGACAUAAUAUUUUCCUGCAUGUCGAUUAAUCCAUAUAAUGAAUUCAUGCUCUCAGUUGGUGACGAACAAGGUAUGGCUUAUAUUUGGGAUUUAAGGUCUUUGAAAAAGCCAAUACAUAGCCACCAAGCUCAUGGUUUAGCAGUUUCUCAAAUCAAAUUCAAUCCUCACGAUGAAGCACUUCUUGGUACAUCAAGUACAGAUAAUUAUUUUCAUUUAUGGCAUCUUAAAUCAAAGGAAGAAAAGGAACAAUUGGAAUGUAUCAAAUCUUACAAAACUCAUACUUUACCUAUUACUACAUUUGAUUGGAGUUUACAUGAAGUUGGUUUAGCAUGUGAUGCCUCUAGUGAUUAUAGCAUCUUUCUUUGGAGCAUUCUUCAAGAAGAAGAGGAAAUUGAGUCUACUAUUUCUCCAUCAAAGAAUUAA